AUGAAUCGUACAAACAGUGUUCUGCUCACAGUUGAUGGAAAGUCUACUAUCAUACCGAAUGUCAAUGGGUCGAGCAUUUCAACACCAGCCGGAUUAGCGAAUGGCAAUCAUACUGUUGAGCUACGGAAGCGAUCAGAAGCGUUGUACGGAAGCAUCUUUGUCGGCAACGUUACGACCGACGGGACUCUCGGGCCAGAUGUCAGACGUAACCGGAAGAUCGAGUUCAUAGGCGACUCAAUUACGGUCGGCUACGGCAUGGAUGGCGUCUUCCCUUGUACAAACAGUGCUGAACUUGAAGACAACCCCAAUACGUAUGCCGUUCUGGCCGCCGAGUCUUUGAAGGCAGAAUACGACAUUGUCGCGUGGAGCGGCAUAGGCCUUGUACGUAACACUGCCUAUGGUAUUCCAGGCGACGUGACGAUGACGAGUCGCUGGACAAAGUACGGGGCCCAAGACGCCGACAACAGCUAUACCUUCCCAGCCAGCGAAACACCCGACGCCGUUGUGAUUGCUCUCGGUACCAACGACUUCAGCAAUGACGGCAACCGUGAGGCGCUUGACGUAGGCAACUUUACGUCAGCGACAGCCUCGUUCAUUCGCACCGUCCAGGGGCAUUAUCCCGCUGCACAGUUCUUCCUUGUUACAUCUCCUAUGCUAGGCGAUAGCUACCCUGCGGGAGAAGCACAACACACAGCACAGACGAAAGCUUUCACUGAUGCAGCCGCCCAGUUGAAUGGCACAAAGGUUCAUGUCGUGGAUUGGCCUACUCAGGGAUCAGACGUGGGAUGCGAUUAUCAUCCGAAUAUCGCCACCAAUGCCGCCGAGGCGCCGGUUCUGGCUGCUGCGAUAGCAAAAGAGCUCGGAUGGUGA
Didymosphaeria variabile is the source of this 870-nucleotide messenger RNA. RefSeq lists its product as uncharacterized. Bases 1 to 870 code for a protein of 289 amino acids. The transcript is spliced from 2 exons. NCBI's taxonomy places the organism in Eukaryota, Fungi, Ascomycota, Dothideomycetes, Pleosporales, Didymosphaeriaceae. Gene Ontology annotation, molecular function: carboxylic ester hydrolase activity. The record is from RefSeq and is a predicted model, not a curated record.